Messenger RNA from Cuscuta campestris, 2421 nucleotides. Lineage: Eukaryota; Viridiplantae; Streptophyta; Magnoliopsida; Solanales; Convolvulaceae. The record is from the annotation of a GenBank genome assembly.
AUCGAUUAACUAGAUAUGAUUUCCAAACCACGAAUGUUCUGAGAUGCACGAUAGUCGAUUAUCACUUUUAUGAUAAUCGAUUGUUGGAAAUGACGGGGUAAAUAUGGCGGUGAUGAAGGAGUUCUUUUUGGUGUUUUGAUUUAUGAAGAUAGAAUAGAAUGUGGUAUAGGAAGAGAAAAUGGAGAGGAACGAAAUGGAUAGAGAACAAGGAUGGAUAAACCAAAUAAUGAAUAAGAGAUAAACACACUCUUAUUAUAUUUGGGGCUGAUAUCUAUUUCACACAAUAAUAAUCACUACUAAUGUAUAAAAUAGACUCCUAACACACACUCAAAAGUAGCCAACUUUAGAGAUAUUUCAUUAGGAAAUUUGGUUAAAAUAGUAUCACACUAUUUUAAGAGAAUACUCAAAAGAGUAAACAAAGUUUUUCAUUCAAUACAAUCUGCCUCUUAAUGGUUCAGAUGUCUGAAUGGUUAAGAGAUUUGCCUCUGAAUGAUUAAGUAUUAUACAGAGUCUGAAUGGUUAAGACCUCUUAUCUGAAUUGAUCAGACAUUUGCCUCUGAAUAGUUAAGCAAUAUACUAGCUCUUAAUGGUUCAGACCUCUUACUGGUUCAGCACUUAAUGGUUCAGACCUCUUACUGGUUCAACACUUACCGAUUCAGAAGUUGCCAAACAGCCCCUUAAAGUAAAAAGACUCAUUGGUAUUAACUAAUCGAGAGAAUUAAGACGGACCAAGUGAAACUUAUAAAUGCUUGUUGAAUGAUUAUAAAAGUUAUACUGUUGAGUAGGGAUCGACGAAUCAAAUCCAACGAUACAAACUGAUCUCAAUUCGGAGCAAGUUGACACGAAAAGUGUGUUUUACUCAGACACGUUAUUUUAAAUUACGGAGAGCAAAACCCUAGGCAUAUAUAUACUCUUUUCACGCGUUAGUUUUGGGCCUCCUUCUUCCCCGAUCGAGACACGCCGCUACUAGACCUAAUUUGUUUUCCUUCUCCGACGAACUCCGAUCACCAUCCCCCGCCACCACGACAUCGCCGACGGCCCCCCUUGCAUCUGCGACCAACGAUGACGCAAGCAACACGGACAGAGGCAACGAAUUGGACGAGGGCAGCAGCCUCCGGCGACUCCCUCUGUUCCGGCGAAGUCCAGCAGCGACGGGGAAGGGCGAUGUCGCGAGGCCAGUCGACGGCAACGAAUGGUCUCCACCGGAGGGCGACCUCCAUCUUUGGCGGAGAAUUUCCGGUCAGACAUAGGGGUGGUGGUGAUGAUCUCCACCGGCGACGAGGGUAACAGCGGCGAGAAGGGGGGGGAGUGGCCUCCAUCUUUUCCGGCGAAACAGUGGGGAGUCCAGCGAGCCUCCUCGGCUCCGGCGAAAAUAGCAGCGACGGCGUCUAGACGGCAGGCCGGCGACGGCUUCUGGGCAGCGACUCCGGCGAUAUCUGCUAUAUCUGCAAUGUCUCUUUUCACUACCCAAUCGCCAACUGGAGUUGUAAGUUUCCUUCUAGUUUCAAUCGGAUCUGUUAAGUAAAUGUACAUGUUGCUAGGUUUUUCUCAUUAAAGCCUAAUUGUUGUGGAUUUAUGGAAAGCUACAAAUUCUACAUCUACCGUGACUUAGCUUUGAUUGUGAAUAGAUGUCUACUGCGGCAGAGCAUGCUUAAUGAGACUGUUUGACUCAUUAGAGUAUAUUAAGGUCUAAUUUAUGAACUAUUCAGGAUAAUUGUUGGAGUUGUUUUAAGGUCAUGUGUGUGUUUUAGCAUAUUCAUAGGUGAUAUCUUCUAUUGUAAAUUUUACAGGCCAUAACCUCAUCAGGGUCAAAGAAAGGAGGUCGAUUUGUGGCUGAUCUUAAUAUUAAGCUUAAGAGCAAAAAGAUUACAAUAGAUAUCAAAGUUGAUAGCAACUCAAAUGUGAGUCUCUCCUUAUACAUUUGAUUCACAUAUAUAUAAUACAUGUAUCGCUUGCCUUGUUAGGAUAAUCCUUUGUUUAAAAUUUCAAAGGAGAGGAGUGAUAUGUUCAUGUAUGAUAUAUCUGUCAGUGUACUUAAGUUUAUAACGAGCAGAUUAGCGGCCUUUUGUCUACAUCAUCUCCAUCUUCAUCAAAGAAAUUGGAGAUUAAACAAGCUUCUGAAGGGUUUCACUACAUACCGGGAAUAGUAGAAGCUAGAGUUGAAAAUAUUAAUGAAGUAUGGGGUGUGUUGCAGGCUGGAAGCACGGGCUGUGGGAUCCAACAAUGUGAAUGAGCAUAGUAGCCGUUCUCACUGAUUCAGUGCUGGAUGUUAUUGAGGGGACAAAUAACUAAAUUAGGCAUGCUCAAUGGACAAUUAGAAUGUGAUUUUAAUUAUGUAAAUAUCAAAUUUGUAUGUAUUUAAAUAUUAUAUUGUACAUUUUGGAAUUUAUUUUUGUUUCAUAAUCAAUAUUUUAGAAUUGA